This is a messenger RNA of Dreissena polymorpha, 2035 nucleotides long. Its product is annotated as kelch domain-containing protein 10-like. Gene Ontology annotation, molecular function: protein binding. NCBI's taxonomy places the organism in Eukaryota, Metazoa, Mollusca, Bivalvia, Myida, Dreissenidae. Bases 46 to 1221 code for a protein of 391 amino acids. The transcript is spliced from 9 exons. Gene Ontology annotation, biological process: positive regulation of stress-activated MAPK cascade. The record is from RefSeq and is a predicted model, not a curated record.
GUAAAAUAGAAUUUGUAAAAGUCGCAUCUUGUAACGACAAGAAAAAUGAACUUGAUUCCGAGUCCAAAUGCUGGACAGCCACAUUCGUUUUCUGUUAUAAACUUUGAUAAUGAUGAGAUUUUACCCCGCAGUGGUCACAGGAUUGUACUGGACCGACAUUGCCUGUACAGUUGGGGAGGUUACAACGCUGACUUGUGGGAACGGGAGAAUGAUGAACACACACGGUUUCCAUUGCUAAGAGAGUUAUUGGAGUUCAACUUCACAAUAGGAAAAUGGAGAAAACUGACAACCACAGGACAAUGUCCAGAGGGCUUGGCCUCACACACUGUGAUAAAAAUCAAUCGACACCUCCUUCACCUGGGGGGAUCAGGUGUACCAUUCGGCCAGUCCAACUCUAAUGCACUGUUUGAUCUCAACCUGGACACCCUAGAAUGGAAAUGUAUCCUUCCAGAAGACCAAGACAAUGCUCCUAGACCUAAAUACGGCCAGGCAAUGGUGUGUGUAGAUGGUUACCUGUAUGUGGUUGGGGGUACCAGUGGGUAUAUGUAUGACAUGGACGUGAAUAGACUCAACUUGGCAGACCUCACCUGGGAGUCUCUCGUUCCUAAAUCAGCAUACGUGCCAGAAGAAAGAUAUAGGCAUGAGGUGGUCCACUUCAAAGAUAAGCUGUACAUGAUUGGCGGGGGGACAGCGCUCACUGCCUUCCCCCUCAACGAAAUAGAUUCCUUCGAUAUUGUCAGCCACCGGUGGGAAAAAGUUCUCACAAAGCCUUAUCAUAGAAAAUCUAGACCCAAAGGAGUGUAUCCAUCCCCCAGGAAAUGCCACAGUUGUCACCUUGUAGUUGAUAGCAUGAACCAAGAAAAUGCAGACAUCUAUUUGAUUGGUGGCAUGUCGGAAUCCAAGAUCGAGCAAUAUUUGUGGCGAUUGAAUCUUCCCAGCUUGCAAUGGACCAUGAUUUCUCCACGCCUUCGACUACCAGUGCCAGUGUACUUCCAUGCCAGUGCUAUAUCCAGUGAAGGUUGUCUGUGUAUAUUUGGUGGAGUAACCAAGAUAGACUCUGAGCGGACAAACAGCCUUCAGACAGUGUGGCUGACCGUGCCGUCGCUACAGGCGAUGAGUUGGCACGCGGUGUGCGCUAGACUCGACACGGCCUCCAUAACGGACAAUGUGCAGGGGCUCAGGGAGGCCGGGGUACCAGAACAACUGCUCGACUUCAGAUGAUAGUGGUGUUACUGUGGUCACCUUGUUGUUUGUUGUUAUCUUGAGAUUUGUGUGCUGAAUUGUUGAUGAUAAAGGAUAUGAACCAGGUCUUUCAAGGCUCUCGGAAACGCUUAAUCAAGCGUAUUGGUACGCAUAAAUUUGAAAAAUGUCGCCUAUUUGAAACCAAUUGAGAGUCACCAGGACGGGUCUUUUUGAAUAACUGGGAUCUUCAAGUCAAUUCAUUAACAAACAAAACAUGUAGGGCAACCUCCUAUUUAAGCUCAAGCAAACACAAUCUAUUUCCUCACACCUGUUUAAAAUCGAAUAAAUCAAGUGCAGUAAUGUUUCUAAAUUGUUUGAUAGUUUUCCCACAUCCCAUCUUCUAAGGAGCUAAGCCCUGAUGCUUUAUCUGAUAGUGAGAGCAAGCUUCCAGUAAUGUAGUAUUGAUUUAUGCCAUUUCAAAUGGCCACUUGCUGAUGUGUCACAAAUGUACAAUUUUAACUUCCUAGAAACUUGCCCCUCAAAGACCUUUGAUGUCUGCCAAAACCAUUCACAACUUGCAGUAUUGUUCAGGCAUAGGUUUAAUUGAUGUCAUCUGGUAACACUGUUGUGAUUGUCAAAGACUUUUGUAUUUAACUGGUUUUGUUGUUGUUUCAAAUGGAAAUAUCAUUGCAGGGUAGUUAUGUUUUGUUUACAAAAAAGUAAAUGUAUAUAAGUGGGGUGUGUAUGUAAACAUUUGAAGCACUUUUAUGCACAUUUACCUUAAAAAGAGUUGUUUAUUUUAUUUUUUAUCUACAUGAUUUUUUAUUUAAGUAACAAUAAAGAGAACAUAAUG